UCAGUGACGCACUUCUGAAAGCGGCAGUUUAGCACCAUCUUUUCCAUCUCCUGCUCCUUCUGCCUUCCCGCCUUCCCGCCAUCCGGCCUCCACACGAUUCAGCCCGGUGGUGUUAGCCCCCUGGACUCGAUUCCUGAGGUAAACAGUGCCCCUUAAGGUAGGCAACAGCCUCUUCUGGGUUCAUUGCAGUCCAACCGGCUCCCUACCCGCCGCCAUUAUGAACAUCCGCAACGCUCGGCCAGACGACCUGAUGAAUAUGCAACACUGCAACCUCCUUUGCCUUCCUGAGAACUACCAGAUGAAAUACUAUUUAUAUCAUGGCCUUUCCUGGCCCCAGCUUUCUUACAUCGCUGAGGAUGAGGACAGGAAGAUUGUGGGCUAUGUCCUGGCCAAAAUGGAGGAGGACCCAGAUGAUGUCCCGCAUGGCCAUAUCACCUCACUGGCCGUGAAGCGUUCACACCGGCGCCUCGGCCUGGCCCAGAAGCUGAUGGACCAGGCCUCCAGGGCCAUGAUAGAGAACUUUAACGCCAAAUACGUGUCUCUGCAUGUCAGGAGGAGUAACCGGGCAGCCUUGCACCUCUAUUCGAACACCCUCAACUUUCUGAUUAGUGAGGUGGAACCUAAAUACUAUGCAGAUGGGGAAGAUGCUUAUGCUAUGAAACGGGAUCUCUCGCAGAUGGCAGAUGAGCUGAGACGACAAGUGGACCUGAAGAAGGGCGGGUAUGUGGUCCUGGGCUCCAGGGAGAACCAGGAGACCCAGGGCAGCACACUUUCUGGUUCUGAAGAGGCCUGUCAGCAAAAGAACCCGGCUACCGAAGAAAGUGGGAGUGACAGCAAAGAACCUAAGGAGUCUGUGGAGAGCACCAACGUCCAGGACAGCUCAGAAAGCUCGGAUUCCACCUCCUAGAGCAUACUUAAGAUCCUCAUGUCUCAACCACAUCUACCCUGUGAACCCUGGCUUAGUCUGUCUGCUCUGCAGCAUCUGCUGUGGAGAUUAUCUCACAGUGACCAGAAUGGCUUCUCACUCUCAACUCUAUAAACAACCACCUUUCACAUAUCCUGCUGGGAUCAUGAAGGAAUACCUGGACACAAGAGCCGCUGCACAACAGCCAAGGAACUUUGAGACCUGCCAUUACAGAACCUUUCUUGGCCUACUCACACCACGCUGCCAUUUUAUUCUGUUUAUAGUAGUCCUCUUUUGGGUGUGGUUAUCCUGCAAGUUUUUCUCCCUUUAGAAUGAUGAACAGGAAGCGGGGCAAACUCUUAAAGGUUUCCAGCUUUCAGUUUUUGUUUUUGUUUUUUAACCAUUAUUUACCUGAGUUUUCAUCCAUAUUGUUUUGCCAUUAUUCACCUGAGUUUUCAUCCUUAAGGAGAUGAAGUAGUCAGGACCAUGAAGUCAGACCUCAUGCCCUCUUCCUCCUCUUUCCUGGAAGAAGUAUUCGGUUUCCUUUUCCUUUCUCUGGGAACUCCUCCUUUAUACUAUUCCCCCCACCCCACCCCCUUUUUUUUGAGGAGGAGGGCAUCACCUUCCCAGUGGGAAAAGGUGUUAAGUUAGGAGCUUCUACUGUACAAUCAGAACUUGGAGAUUUUAAGAAUAGGACAAACGGUAAUUAAAUUGGAAUCUCUUAAUGUGCUUGUUUGUGUUAGUUUUAUUGUGAUGAUGUCACUUGGCAUUUAUUGAGUACCUGCAGUGUUCAUACACAGUGCAGGGGCCUUCAUUAGUUAUAUAUUUAACCCUCUCAGCAACCCUGUAAGGUAGGUAUUAUUAUCCCUGUUUUACAGAUGAGGAAACUGAAGCUCAGAGAAGUGAAUUAAAUAUCCUGAAUCUGAACCCAAUUCUGUUUGAAUUCAAAGCCAAAGUUCCUUCUACUUUCCUGUUCCUACUCUUUGCAUUUUAUUUAUAAGUGUGUUAAAAUUUUAGCAAAAAUGGAGAA
Molecule: messenger RNA, 1934 nt
Organism: Symphalangus syndactylus (siamang)
Lineage: Eukaryota; Metazoa; Chordata; Mammalia; Primates; Hylobatidae
Gene: NAA11
Product: N-alpha-acetyltransferase 11, NatA catalytic subunit
Biological process (GO): N-terminal protein amino acid acetylation
Cellular component (GO): NatA complex
Molecular function (GO): protein N-terminal-serine acetyltransferase activity; protein-N-terminal-glutamate acetyltransferase activity
Source: RefSeq, a predicted model, not a curated record